CGUGCUGCUCUGCUACUAGCGCGCUCGACUGCUCUGCCUGCUAUGGCGACACUCAACGUUCUCACAUUCGAUUCGGAGGGCCGCCCCAUAGAGUUCGCUGCAUGGCUAGACGAUUUACAGCUCUUCCUGCUGACAGACUCUAAGGACGGUACCUCGCUGUUCGACCUCACUUAUGGCGCCUCGCCCGCCCCUGACGCCACAGCUGACAGUGCGACCCGCUCAGAGUGGCUUACCCGUGACGCUGCUGCUCGCCUAGCCGUUCGCAACCACCUGCCGUUAGCCGAACGCGCCCACUUUGGCCAGCAUAAGACAGCGAAAGCACUGUACGACGCUGUAGUCGCUCGUUACUCCUCCCCGGCCACUACUGCUCUAGGCCGCCUUCUCCUGCCCUACCUGUUCCCAGACCUGUCCGCCUUUGCCACAUUUCUCACCAAGAACCCCCCCCCCAUGUACAUCACGCUCUACUUCAUAGUCACCCGCCUCCCUGACUCUCUUACUGCAGUCAGGGACCUACUCCUAGCACUUGACCCCACCGACCUCACUGUCGACCUCCUCGAGAAGCACCUCCUAGCAGCUGAGACUAGCAUAGUCGCUGUACGCGCUUCUCGUGGCACUCCUUGCACCCCCUUCUUUGAGGGGUGUUCGCCCUCCCCCCUUCUCCCCUCAGUCACCUCUGCUGCAGCUGUUGACUACCUUCGAGCUGAGGAGGUAGGAGCUGCAUCUGCCCCUAGUGGGAGGCGCCGCAGCGGCAGGGGCAGGGAAGGCAAGGGAGGUGGGGUUGGCAGAGGUGGAGGCGGUGGUGGGGGCGGUGGAGGCGGUGGUGGGGAUGGCGGUGGAGGAGGUAGUGGUGGUGGGGGCGGCGGAGCAGGUGAGGCGGUGGUGGCGGCAGUGGGAGUGGUGGCGGCAGCGGUGGUGGGGGCGGUAGUGGCGGCAGUGGGGGUGGAGGCGGCGGCAGAGGGGGCGGCAAGGGUGGCACCAGCCAGAGGGGAGGCCUUGGAGGUGGCCAGCGGCAGCAGCAGCGUCAGCCCCUUUCGUCUCAGGAGCUCCGUGAGUGGUUUGCUCAGCGUGGGGCAGCUGGGGUAG
Messenger RNA from Closterium sp. Naga37s-1, 1083 nucleotides. The record is from the annotation of a GenBank genome assembly. Lineage: Eukaryota; Viridiplantae; Streptophyta; Zygnematophyceae; Desmidiales; Closteriaceae.